GGCGAAAUUUCGACUGUUCAAGGUUGAGUGAAUACUUCACUGUACUAUCGUUCUUAUGCAAACUUGUUAUGCUUUCUGAUGAAAACGGAAGACGUCCAGCAGUGCGCUUUCAAUUCAUGGUAUAACACUUUUGAAGCUUAUACUCAAGAGAGUGUAUUUAUUAGUCUUCCAGAAGACCUUAUCACUUCAUUGACAAAUGGAAAAUUCAUUCUCCCUAAGAGUGACAAGCAAGCGGAUAGGCGUCUGUCGGACUCGAGUGAUGAGGAUUGGUCCGAUGAUUCUGAUGAAGACAUCAACGUUGCUGACAAAGAGAGACCAGAAUUUUCUCAGUUCGAACAUCAGGUGAAAAAUAUAAUUCGGAGGCUAGGUGGUGUCGUAUUCCCCAAGUUAAAUUGGAGUGCUCCAAAUGAUGCGUCUUGGAUGUCAUGUGACAAUUCACUAAGAUGUAAAACAUUUUCAGAUAUCUAUUUACUCCUCAAAUCAUCGGAUUUUGCGGCACACGAUCUAACUGCUCCUUUCGCCUUGUGUGCAGAUACAUCAAUUGAGCAAACUUGUUGCCUUUUCAAUUCCAAACCAAUCCUUGUUCUACGUAGAUGGUAUGAUUUCCGUCCAGAGGGGGAAUUCCGGUGCUUCGUUAAAUCUAAAGUUCUUAUUGCUAUAUGUCAACGGAAACAUGAUGCGUACUUUAAAUCAAUCGAAGGACAGUUAGAGAAUAUCAAAGUUGACCUGAUAAAAUUCUUUAACCGAAAAAUUAAAGAUCAAUUCAAAUUGGAGAACUAUACAGUUGAUUUAUACAGGGAACCAUCAAAAGAUGAUAGAGCGCGAAUUCAAAUAAUUGAUUUUAAUGUAUUCGGUCCACCAACAGAUGCACUAUUAUACCAGUGGUCAGAAUUGGAAAAUGUUAUAGCUGAUGAGAACGAAAGCAGUCCUUUAUUUCGUUACCAAAGUGAUCAGAAUAUUCAUCCGAAUUCAAUGAACCAAUAUGGUUUGCCAAUUGAUCUAAUCGAUAUUGCCUCAGGAUCUGAUCCCCAAAAGCUAAUGGAUUUUAUCCAGGCUAGGGUUGAAAGUCAGAAGAAUACGUAAACGUGUAUAUACAUAUGGAAGUGCUUUUUCAGUACUACCAACCGUUUGACAAAAUAUAACUGUUAGUGAUUAUUACUUUUUCUUCUUUGAAGAUUUAGAAACUUGUUUUUUAGUUGAAGGCUGCUUUGAACUAUAUUUCUGCACGAUCUUAUCUAGAAAGUUUUCUGAUGACUGUAAUACAUUUUCAUGUCGAGCUUGAAUUGCCCUAGCUAACGAAUCUAGGUCAGUCUUAUCGCCAUCGUCCUUCCUUUGCCUUUUAUUCUUCUCUGCCCUUGCAAACCGCUUCUCUUCCUCCAGUGCCCGCUUAGCUCUUCCUGCAGCUUUCUCGGGGCGUUCGUGCGUAUAAUUCUUGAAAGCUUUAACUUUGCCUUCAGAUAUUAGUUUAUCAAUGAGACUUCGAACUCUGGUUUCAUCUUGAUAAGAUGUGAAAAUUAAUGACUCCAUUAUAAUAUCCAUAUCUCCCUUAGAACGGUUGUAGAGUUUAGUUAAAUCUUCAGUUUCUUGUUCACUGCCCUUGUAUUUUUUACAAUAUUCAUCAAUCUGUGCAGCAGUUAUUUUUGGGAACAAAAGUUGCCAGUAUUUAGCCCAGUCAUCAUAAGAUUUGUUUGUAAUCGCAUCCUCUUCAUCAAUGAUACCUAAGUAGUAGUUAGUGUACUCACAAUAAAAUUAAUUGGAAACCUACCUGCCUCAUCAUAUACUUUACGUUUUUCAUCAUCUUCCAUGUAGGAAUAAACUCUUGAU
Heterobilharzia americana is the source of this 1824-nucleotide messenger RNA. The record is from the annotation of a GenBank genome assembly. Lineage: Eukaryota; Metazoa; Platyhelminthes; Trematoda; Strigeidida; Schistosomatidae.